AGACGAUCACGAGCAAUGAACCUGAGAGACAAACUCAAGGCCAAUAUAAACACAAUAUUAAUACGUAAAGGAGCAUGACGUCACCGCGUACAGCGUCAUCACCGAGUACCGCGGGAAACUGAGACACGGAGACGGAAGCGCCAGGCAGAGCAGACAGAAGAGUGAAGAACUGGUCCAGGAUGCAGAUCUACUUCUGCGGCUCAAUCCGCGGCGGCAGAGAUGACGUGCACGUGUACCAGAGGAUCGUGCACAAACUGCAGAGCUACGGAAGUGUGCUGACCGAGCACGUGAGCAGCACCGCGCUCAGCGACAAAGGAGAGGACGCUGUGAAAACAGGCGACAAAUUCAUCCACGACCGUGACGUCGAGUGGCUUUGCCAGUCUGAUGUGGUGGUGGCAGAGGUCACUCAGCCGUCCCUUGGUGUCGGAUAUGAACUCGGCCGAGCUGUCGACAUGAAGAAGAAGAUCCUGUGUCUGUUCAGGCCGUCGUCAGGACCUCUGUCGGCCAUGAUCCGAGGCGCCGAGGACGGAGAGCAAUUUGUGGUGACGGAUUACGAGGAGGACCAGAUGGAGAAGGUUGUGGACGAGUUCUUUAACAAACUGAAGAACGACUGAACCAGAACCCGUCACCCGGACAGAAUACCAAGCAAAUGUUAGCUCCGGUAACGUUCACAUGAAACCAUUCAGGGUCCAACAGUUGCUGAUUAUAAACACGUCUGACCCCGUUUCCUUCCACACUAAUACUUUGAUCAGUAUCAGAUUAUUAUUGAUGAUGUAAACAAUUUAAUCUGGUCUGUUUUAUCAGAUAACAGCAGUAAUCUGAUUAGAAUAGAAUAGAAUAGAAUCUUUAUUGUCAUUAUGCGAGGCACAACGAAAUUUUGUCCAGCAGCUCUUGGCAUGGAUUAUGAGAAAUCAGAUAAAUACUCCUGGAUUUGUCCCUAGUACUCAGUGUCUUUAUGCAUAUAUACCUAUUAAUCUGAUUCAUUCAGUUCUUUGUGGAAAAACUAUUAAAUCACAGGUGUCAAACAUGCGGCCCGGGGGCCAAAUCCGGCCUGCCAAAGUUUCCAACCCGGCCCAUGGGAUGAAUUUGUGAAAAAUUGCAAAAAUUACAUUGAAAAUA
Sphaeramia orbicularis (orbiculate cardinalfish) is the source of this 1119-nucleotide messenger RNA. It is a transcript of the gene dnph1, whose product is annotated as 2'-deoxynucleoside 5'-phosphate N-hydrolase 1. Gene Ontology annotation, molecular function: 5-hydroxymethyl-dUMP N-hydrolase activity. The transcript has 4 exons. The record is from RefSeq and is a predicted model, not a curated record. Bases 180 to 614 code for a protein of 144 amino acids. Lineage: Eukaryota; Metazoa; Chordata; Actinopteri; Kurtiformes; Apogonidae. Gene Ontology annotation, cellular component: nucleus. Gene Ontology annotation, biological process: deoxyribonucleoside monophosphate catabolic process.